This is a messenger RNA of Salvelinus namaycush (lake trout), 1529 nucleotides long. RefSeq names its product C->U-editing enzyme APOBEC-2-like. The coding region runs from base 134 to 970 and encodes 278 amino acids. The transcript is spliced from 4 exons. The record is from RefSeq and is a predicted model, not a curated record. Lineage: Eukaryota; Metazoa; Chordata; Actinopteri; Salmoniformes; Salmonidae. Gene Ontology annotation, cellular component: nucleus; cytoplasm. Gene Ontology annotation, biological process: cytidine to uridine editing. Gene Ontology annotation, molecular function: cytidine deaminase activity; RNA binding.
CUGUAACCCUCCUGUCUUCUUUCCCUAUUUCUGCUUCAACCCCCAGACCCUAGCCACCUCCCCUUCUCAUAUACCUCACUCACACACACACACACCUCACACUCACAGGGCUACCAUUCCCAGACCAGUCACCAUGGCCGACAAGAAGGGUGCUACUACCAACAGCAAACUGAUGGUGAGGAAGAAAGAGAGGACAACAAAGACAGCGGUGGAGAUCAAGAAAGAGGUGAAGACGGAGAUGAAGAGGGAGGUGAAGUCAAGUUUAGUGAAGAAAGAGGAAAAGGUCCUGGUGGUUGGGGAGAAGGUGGAGGGGAACAGAGAGGUCCCAAUGGAGGAGGGAGCCACAGCUAAUAAAGACAUGGCUAAUGGGGCGGUGGAGGCUAACGAAGCAAAUGGAGAGUACGAACCCAUUGAGCUGCCUCCUUGGGAGAUCAUGGAAGGGGACCGCAUCGACCCGUUCACAUUCAAGUUCCAGUUCAAGAAUGUGGAGUACUCGUCAGGUCGUAACAAGACGUUCCUGUGUUACCUGGUGGACAAGGGGAAAACUGAUGAUGGUCUGAUGAGAGGUUACCUGGAGGAUGAACACUCAGGAGCCCACGCUGAGCAGGCCUUCUUCCUCCAGACUCUCCCAGACUACGACCCUGCUGUUAAAUACACUGUCACCUGGUACAUGUCAUCCAGCCCCUGUGCGGCCUGCGCGGCUAAGAUCGCAGAGGCCCUCCGGGCAAGGAAGACCAUCAAGAUGACCCUAUUUUCAGCCCGGCUGUUUGAGUGGGAGGAGCAAGAGAUCCAAGCGGGGCUAAAUGCUCUGUCUCAAGCGGGGUGCAAGCUGAGGAUGAUGAAGCCCAUGGACUUCACCUAUGUCUGGGACACUUUUGUAGAGAACAACGACCUAACGUUCACCCCUUGGGAGGACUGCCAGGACAACUAUGAGUACUACCACGAGAAACUGGCCGACAUCAUGCAGUGAUCACAAAUUCACCCAUCACCUGCCACCUCCACUAUCCCAGCAUCGUCAGUGAUGUGAGCAGUUUGUGUGCUUGUGCGUCAAGCCAUCCUGCUCUACAUCCCUUUAUGAAGCCAGCUCCAGACCAUAUGGAACUCUCUAUCCCAGCUUCCACUCUCCGUUCUGGAGUCCUCACAGGACACGUGUUUGCUGGUUCAUCUGUGGAUGAAUUGUCAAUGUCAAGAUGAAGGCUUUGCAAUGAUGCACUCCUGGGUUAUAAUUCAAGUAUAAAUUAUCUAUUAUUUUUAUUACAAUUGAAGUUAUAAUAAUUUGUCCUUCUCCUUCUGUGUCCUCGAAGGAUGUUUCCUACUGUAUCUGCACAAAUAUAAUUUUUCAUAUCUGCACUAAUGUUUGCUUCUUCAAGGGCAACAUUCAGGGGGCUAGAAGUCUCUCCACUGACCUCUUGUGCUUGUGGCUGGUCUCCCCAGACUGAUAGCCAGCAGGGCUGGUUGAGGGCAGGGGAGAGGCCCGGGGUGUAGCCCGGGACGGGGUUGAGGGCAGGGGAGAGGCCCGGGGUGUAGCC